CUUUCAUUUUGGAUUAGAAGGAAAUGGUGAAGGAGAAUGAUUCUCAACCUUCUUUGCUAUUCAUAUGUGGUCUCACACGAGUUCCACUUUGCACCAAAGCAGUAUAUAAACGAUACGGUUUGCAUUCAUUUCGAUUUUUAAAGUAUUCUCGUCGUUGCCUAGUCAACUGCAGCUUAACCCAUCGACAGCUGUUUUCUGUGGCUCCUAUGAUGGACGUUACAGACAAGCACUUUAGAAAUCUUGCCAGAAUGAUUUCUAAGCAUGCAGUUCUUUAUACAGAAAUGAUAGUGGACAACGUUAUCAUUCAUAGCGACGGAGAAAAGCGCAGAAGAAUACUCGAUUUUGACAGUGCUCAGAGACCUCUAUGUUUGCAAAUAGGCGGUUCCGACCCAAGUAAAGUGUCAAAAGCUGUACAUAUUGCGCACAAAUAUUUCCGUUAUGAUGACUACAACUUGAACUGCGGUUGUCCCUCGGAUAAAGUUAGUUCUCAAGGUUGUUUUGGUGCUAUUUUAAUGAAGCAGCCAGAGAAAGUUGCUAGAAUUACUUCUCGAGUAGCAGAAACAGUUGGAAAACCAAUGACAGUAAAAUGCCGUAUUGGGGUUGAUCAUCACGACUCUUAUGAAUUCUUAUCCAAUUUUAUACAUGUUGUAUCUACUUCAGGUCAUGUGAAUCACUUUAUUAUCCAUGCCCGAAGUGCUUGGCUGUCUGGACUGUCACCCAAAGAAAAUCGUUCAAAACCUCCAAUCAAAUAUGAAUAUGUUUACCGACUGACAAAGGAUUUUCCUCACUUAAAGUUUACGUUGAAUGGGCAAGUUUCCACUUUGAGCGAUGUCGUCAUGCAUCUUUCGAAAGGCGUGGAAGGAGUAAUGUUAGGAAGGGCUGUAAUGGAAAGACCUUGGAAUAGUCUAAGACUUGUAGACUGCAUAAUCUAUAAUGAUUUUAGUACGCUGAUUCGUAGAAAGUAUGUCGUACAAAAAUAUCUUGAGCAUAUUGCACAGUAUGAAGGUCAUGCUUCUCGCUAUCUUUUAGUGAAACCUGUUCUUCAGUUAUUUGCUGGAGAAAUGAAUUGUCGUAUCUUUAGAGCCAGAUGCGGAGAGUGUCUGCAACAGGGUCAUUCUGCUUCUGAUUCCAUUCGAUAUGCAUUGAAUAUAUUACCACAAUCAGUUUUAGAGCAAGAAAGCUGGAAUUCAGAAGAAUUGCUUGCCUUCAAAGACAUUCAGGAGAGAGUUACAGUGGCUAAUUGAUGUCUCAAUUUUAUUCAGACAGUGUCCAACGGACAAUCGUUAACCGG
Messenger RNA from Galdieria sulphuraria, 1291 nucleotides. RefSeq names its product tRNA-dihydrouridine synthase A. NCBI's taxonomy places the organism in Eukaryota, Rhodophyta, Bangiophyceae, Galdieriales, Galdieriaceae. The record is from RefSeq and is a predicted model, not a curated record. Bases 24 to 1244 code for a protein of 406 amino acids. The transcript has a single exon. Gene Ontology annotation, biological process: tRNA dihydrouridine synthesis. Gene Ontology annotation, molecular function: tRNA dihydrouridine synthase activity.